Messenger RNA from Cladocopium goreaui, 453 nucleotides. Lineage: Eukaryota; Dinophyceae; Suessiales; Symbiodiniaceae. The record is from the annotation of a GenBank genome assembly.
AUGGGAGACCGUGGUGUGACGUGUGGCACCCGUUUGGCAGCAAAGUAUUGGUCCAUGAAGAUGCGGCUGUUGCUCUUUGCAUCCUUCAUGGCGUGGAGAUUCCGCCUGGCGCGCGAGAGUUCGCAGCAGCUGAAGAAGGCACUGGCAGAGACCGAGGCGGCGCAUUUCGCCUUUCAGUCUCGAGGGCUCAUGCUGGCGGAUGCCUUCAGAAGGUGGCGUCGCUGGGCCGCGGACUUGGCGUUCCAGCGCUCCGUGAGCGCCUUGCUGAGCCGCACCACGGGUCCUGGACGCGUGCUGGCGGUGGUCUCUUCCAUUGAGGAGAAGCGCCAACGCUUGCUGUGCAUGGAAGCCUUCUUGAGGUCUGCGCCGCCUGCGUGCAUCAAAAAGCAACCACGAUUGUGCUACGGACGAUCACAAGAUAUCACAAGUAACUUUCCUUUUGUGCUGGACUGA